This is a messenger RNA of Aspergillus ochraceoroseus IBT 24754, 441 nucleotides long. RefSeq lists its product as uncharacterized. Gene Ontology annotation, molecular function: RNA polymerase II cis-regulatory region sequence-specific DNA binding; protein dimerization activity; DNA-binding transcription factor activity, RNA polymerase II-specific. Gene Ontology annotation, biological process: regulation of transcription by RNA polymerase II. The record is from RefSeq and is a predicted model, not a curated record. The annotation marks the transcript as partial. The transcript has a single exon. NCBI's taxonomy places the organism in Eukaryota, Fungi, Ascomycota, Eurotiomycetes, Eurotiales, Aspergillaceae.
GUCAAGAAGCGUCCAGGCAAUAUGCCAUCCGCACAACCUCCUGCGUUGCUUGCAUCCAACUUGUCGGAGCCUUCGUACUCCCCUACCGCAGCUAGUGCAUCUACCAACGUAGAUGAUCGCCAUGACCGGUCUUCAUCAACUCCUACCGUCAACUCAGCACGUCAAGGAGGCGCUAGCGGGGAGAAGGAAAAGCCCCGCCUGACAGAACAAGAGAAGAAGAACAAUCACAUUGCGUCCGAGCAGAAGCGACGCGCAGCAAUUCGCGAAGGGUUCGACAGGCUUACCGAGCUUGUUCCGGGCCUGGAAGGCCAGGGCCGCAGCGAAAGCAUUGUGCUCAAAAAGACCGUGGACUUUAUUCACCUGAAGAUGCAAGAGCGCAAGGAGCUUAUUGCAGAGAUCGAACGCAGGGGCGGAUGCAUCAACGAAAAUUUACGAACGUGA